This is a messenger RNA of Amphimedon queenslandica, 1125 nucleotides long. Its product is annotated as heat shock 70 kDa protein 12B-like. Lineage: Eukaryota; Metazoa; Porifera; Demospongiae; Haplosclerida; Niphatidae. The record is from RefSeq and is a predicted model, not a curated record. The coding region runs from base 1 to 1125 and encodes 374 amino acids. The transcript has a single exon.
AUGGUAGUUGAUAUAGGAGGAGGUACAGUUGAUAUUACUGUACAUGAUAAGAGUAAUGGGAGAAUUAGUGUAGUACUACCACCAAUGGGGAACACCUGGGGAGGUAUUACUGUCAAUGAAGCAUUUUCAGAAUUACUAGAAGAAGCAGUAGAUGAUAAAGGAUUCACGAUUUUGUCAAAAUCCAAUGAUUCCAAUCCCAUUUUUGCCAAAGCUACACUAAAUAGAAUAUUUUACGAAAAGUUUGAAGAGCAAAAAAAAAUAUUUGGAAAUGCGACACCAGGUCUCAGUAGAGUAAGAUUUUCAAUGCCAAAGGCUUUUACCAAGCAGUAUGACAAUGAUAUUCCUAAAAAAUCAAGGAAGAUACAUUAUGAUCCAGAAAAUGAGUCAUUAACCAUAGGAUACGACCUAUUGGAGGAGGUAUUCCAAUUCACAAUAAAUAAAAUCCUUGAAUGUGUGAGAACAGCACUUGAUGAGGUUAAGUCUGAUGGAAUCGAUACAGUAUAUCUAGUAGGAGGGUUUGGAGGGUGUAAGUUUGUUAGUGAAAGGAUAAAAGUAGCUAUCGCUGAGCAUUGUGGUAUUCUUUAUGAUAACAUAGAGUGUCCUGUACAACCAGAUCUUGCUGUUGUAGUAGGAGCAGUAAUGUGGAGGAAAGAUCUUAACAUAAUCCAAUCACGUGUUGCUGAUGCUACCUAUGGGGUAGGAUGUGCUCCUGAAUUUGACCCAUCAAUACAUGAUGAGCAUUACAAGUUUGUAGAUGAAGAUGGUGUUCUACGUUGUAACAAUGUCUUUGAGGUAUUUGUGCUCAAAGGAGAAGAGAUAAAGGAUGAAGUAUACAAAACCACACUAAUACCUGCUUCUCAAAGCAGCACACAAACUUCUAUCCCUAUAUACUGUACAACAGAUGAUGGAGUUCAGUAUACAAGGGAUAAAAAAGGUAAACCAACAGUACGUGAGAUUGGCCAGCUAAUACUUGAUAUUCCUAAUCCUGAAAAUCUACCAAGAAAAGAGAGAGGGUUUGACGUAUUUAUGGAUUUCAGUGGUACAGAGAUACAAGCAAGAGCUCAGUAUCGUAUCACUGGAGAAGAAGUGAAAACAGUUUGUGACUUUCUAUCAAAACAAGACUAA